CUAUCUAUUCCUGUACCUCUCUAAUACAGUAAACAUCAGUAAUUACUCUGUAGACAGUUGAAGACGGGGGAGUGGUAUUCUGAAUCAUCAGUGAUAGUGGAACUAUCUCAUUCAUUGAAUGGAGACUCAUUCAUUCUAGUCUAGCAACUUGUGUUUAUUGUUUGGUAAAAUGUAGGUACAGAAAUCCAAGUGAAUGCCUACUUUCCUUUUUAAACAUAUUUGACCGCUAAAUUCUGUACUUCCUAACGAUCCUAAAAUCUUUCUAUUUUUCACACAUUCACAUAAUAUUCGUUAUAUCAUUUACCAUAUAGUAAAAGUUUAUAAAUUUCACCGGCUCAUGGUUUGAGAGUACACUACUAUUUUCAUGAACGGAUUGUUGGAAGUGCAAUUUUUCAGAUAAGAGAUUUUAUACGGAAGUACAGGUAACUUUAUUUGACAUUCCUCAAUCUGAAUAGAGACUAUGGAAUCUACAAGUAGAGGAGAUAAAUAUCUCCCCAGAUGUCCUUACUGUGAGGAAUCAUUUCCCAGCCGGAAGAUGCAGAGUCAUGCGAUACACUGUCGACUUGUUCUUGAGAAGUGUCCAAAGGGGUGUGGUGUUUAUUAUACCAGACAACAGAAAAAUGCUCAUCUUUCUUCGCUGUGUGAGAUAUCUUUGUCCAAGACUAGAGAAUCCGAUGCUGAUUCCCAACAGAUCAACAGCUCUUCGUCUUUGAAAGAUGUGGAGAGAAAUUUGACAAUUCUGCAGCAUAAAGUAGAGGAUGAAAAGCAAAAGCGCUUGGAAUUCGAGUACAAUUGGCUGAAUGAGGUGGCCAAGCUGCAUGAGAGGUGUCAGCGUUGCGAGGAAUGGCAACAAACAGUCAUGACAAUUGUCAAUAACCUACAGGAAACCACUGUGCAAGAGGAACAGUGGCGAUUAAAAGGCGAAAUCCAACUGAAGGAUGAGGUGGAGAAGCUGGCCUCCUUAGCUCGGAACCUGGAGACGAGCAGCAACAGGCUCAGCACACAACUCACCAAUGCCAAAGUCAUGUGCUCCACCCAGGCCGAAAAACUAAUGGAACAUUUCAAUUACUGGAAGUACGUACAAGAAAAUAGGAUGGCCUCACUCCGCAACAUUGGCAAAGAACUUGAAAAACUUCAAGUUGACAGCGUAACAAAAAGCAAAUCCAUGUUGAGCUUGAUAGAUUUGAAUGAGAGUGUUGUAGAAAGCCAAGAGAAGUGUACAGAGCAGAUGCGAACUUGUGAAAGGGACAUACAACAAUUCAAGCAAUUCCUAUCGAAGGAGAAUGUGAUGGUCAGUAGCUUAUGGUACCAACAGCAAGACAAAUUAUUGAAAAUAGAAGAGGAUCUCAAAAACGUAGAUAAGUUAAUCCGAAACUUGACUCUGUGGAAAGUUACGGUUAUGAAACGCUUGGACAGAGUGGAGUCACUCCUAAGUAGUAACGAUCCAAACCUAGAAAUUGUAAAGUCGAUUGAACUUCCAAUUCCAGUCUAUCAGGAUGAUUUGCCUAUUUAUUCAAAUGCUAUCCAAAUUUCAGGUCACUUACUCUGGUGUGUCACUGAUUUCGAAUAUCACUUCUCAGAAUCAAAAGAACGGAACGUGGUGUUACAAAGUCCCUCUUUCUACUCCGAAGAGUAUGGCUACAAAAUGCAGAUAAAGCUUCAUCCUAAUGGAUUUGGGCAAUGGAAAGGACGGCAUAUGAUUAUCACAAUGAACGUGUUAAAUUGUGAAUGGGAUUCCCUCCUUCAGUGGCCGUUCAAAAUGCACGCCACUGUCAUUCUGAAAGAUCAAAGCUGUUUUACACAGAACAAUGACCUGGUGAAAACGUUUGGAGCCUGUUCAAUAUCAAGAGAAAACGAUUCAUCGAAGAGUCUUCGUAUGUUUGUACCGCAUAGAUCACUGACAGACCACGCCUACAUCAAAAAUGAUACUCUCAUCCUGGAGGCUCAAGUGAAUGUCAUCCAUGACGUGUCAUCGCUAUCAUGACUGUGCUGCUGUACAUUUCAAUUUUCUUCUAAUAAAUUAUAUAAGUUGAGAAACUGUACUGUGAUCCUUAAAGUGACUUGUAUUUGUGAUCGUUGAUGAAUUUAUAUUUUCUUUGAAUACAUUUUUGAUUUCAUUGACUUUCGAAAAA
Messenger RNA from Nilaparvata lugens (brown planthopper), 2132 nucleotides. RefSeq names its product TNF receptor-associated factor 3 (gene Traf-like). The transcript is spliced from 6 exons. Bases 461 to 1984 code for a protein of 507 amino acids. Gene Ontology annotation, molecular function: protein binding. Lineage: Eukaryota; Metazoa; Arthropoda; Insecta; Hemiptera; Delphacidae. The record is from RefSeq and is a predicted model, not a curated record.